Molecule: messenger RNA, 3516 nt
Organism: Hippocampus zosterae (dwarf seahorse)
Lineage: Eukaryota; Metazoa; Chordata; Actinopteri; Syngnathiformes; Syngnathidae
Gene: trim45
Product: tripartite motif containing 45
Exons: 8
Coding region: 222-1985 (587 amino acids)
Biological process (GO): positive regulation of DNA-templated transcription
Cellular component (GO): chromatin; nucleoplasm
Molecular function (GO): zinc ion binding; protein binding; ubiquitin-protein transferase activity
Source: RefSeq, a predicted model, not a curated record
CUGAAGCGGUGUCGUAUGUCCCAUUGGAGCCAUGGAAGAAGCAUCAAGGACUGCAUUCCGGUGGCAUUUUAACGGAUGAAGGCAAGUUAAAAAUGUGUUUUUGUUUUGAUAGUAAAGUUUCACGUGAGUUACUGUGGACAUAUCAAAGAUUCUGCUUCAGUACAGUUGUCUUUUGAACAAGUUUGGUCGCAAAGUUUGGUUUGUUUUUGUCGGCACCAACGAUGUCCGAAGAAAAAGAUCAUUGCGAACAGCUGACGACAACUGUGGCAAUCGCACAAGACGGUCUGCCGGCGAACCCUAGGGCGGUUUGUAGCGCGUGUAAACGCUUGUACCGGGAGCCUAAAAUCCUGCCGUGCCUGCACACCUUCUGCUUGGACUGUAUCAGCCACUUGGAGCCCUUUUCAGUUCACGCUGGUCGCAACCGGGACGCCCCAGAACGUAAGGGCAGCGACGGGGGAACUCCGAAAGACAACGCCACACCGAUCACCGUCACGGUGCUCUGUCCCGACUGUGACUCGGAGGUGGACCUUCCGCCUUCAGGGCCUGCCGGGUUAACCAUUGACCACUUGGCGUUAGACGAAGUCUUUCUCGAGACCCUGGUUCGCAACGGCCCACUUGGGUGUGACCUGUGCGGCGAAGGACUGGCUGAGAGCCGCUGUGAGGUCUGCUGUGUUAACUUGUGCGAGUUCUGUUUUCAAGCGCACAGGCGUCAGACGCGUACAGCGUCUCACUCCAUUCAGCAAUUACAGGAUCUCAAGUCUCACAGUCGCCUCUGCCGUCCCAUCCUGUGUGCCUUCCAUCCUGGACAGGAGCUGCGCCUCUUCUGCCAACCCUGCGACCUACCAGUAUGUCUGGAAUGCGCCGCAACUCUCCACUCCGAGCACCGCUGCAGUCCUGCCCAUGAGGUCAUUGGCUGCCACGGAGACCACAUCAGGACACUGGUCACUGUCCGCCUGCGACCUCACCUGCAAAGACUGGAGCAGACACUGCAAAAGGUGGAGGGUUCCCAGGAAGCUUUGCAGACAAGAGUGGAGGCCACAGCCAAUGAGGUUAGGGCAUUCGCUCGAGGCUACGCCGGUGCGGUGGAAGCUCACUGCCUCGCCCUACUGCAUCGCCUAGAGGAGCUUCACAUCCAACGCAAGAACCAGCUGCAUCUGCAGAGGGCACAGCUGCAGCAGGCACUGUCUGAUGUCCGUGGUGGCGUGGACUUCGCCGACAGGCUGCUGGGCUGUGGCUCGGAUGCAGAGAUUCUCAGCACAAAGGGUGUGACGCUCAGGAGGCUGAGCAGCCUGGCAGAGAGCAGCUGCAAUGACCAGCUAGCUGCACUCGUCCCCGAUGACGGCAGCGGUAUUCACUUUGAUCCCCAGGGCCUGGCAGGUGAGGUGAGCGGCUACCCAGUGGUGGGCGUAAUCCACUUUAAGGCUCUGGACCCCAACAAGUGCACGAUAGAUGGAGAAGGUCUCGAGCAGGCUAAUGAGGGCCAGCAGGCUCACUUUACCCUGGUUUGCAGAAACUCCAGUGGGGACCAGAUGGCACGUGGCGGGGAUCAUGUCCUGGUCAGCAUUGUCCACAGGGAGAAGAAAAACUGUGUGGUGGAAAGCACAGUGGUGGACAACAAUGACGGCUCUUACAAAGUUUCCUACACGCCGGACGAGGCUGGAACAUACUCUGUGUGGGUUUGUGUCAAAGCACAACAUGUGAAGGGUUCCCCGUUUAUUUUGGAUGUAACGAAGAAGCUGAGGCUUCACACUGGAGUGUUUCACUGCUGCUCCUUCUGCUCCAGUGGAGGAGCCAAGGAGGCUCGCUGCGGCUGUCCAGGAACUAUGCCCGGAGGAUUUCAAGGGUGCGGUCACAACCACAAGGGUCAUCCCGGAAAGCCACACUGGUCAUGUUGUGGCAGCGCCACGGAGAAGUCAGAGUGUUUACCUGCCAGUGUGAUCAAAGCCGUUUCAGCGGGCAAACACGUUCGCACCAUCGAGCUCUGAGGUUGGACGAUAUGGUCAAUGACGAGACAAACAGGAAAUUUGGCUGCUUGACUGUGUUGCUAGUAAGCCAUCUCCAUAUGAUGUGGAACAUUAUCCGGCUAUUACUUUAGCCCCUUAAUUUCUUUUUCUGUUGCUGGUCCAUCUCUCUGGAAUGACCUCCCACUGAACAUUCGGCAAGCCUCCUCGCUGCCCAUCUUUAAAGCCCUCCUCAAAACUCACUUGUAUUCUUUGGCGUUUGACUCAGCAUGACUUAGAUUUGCUAUUGGUUUUACUGCUUGGUGCUUUCUACCGCCUUAUUACUUAUUACUGAUUCGUCUUACUGUUUAUUGUAUAUGUUAAAUCGCUCCAUGUACAGUACUUUGUAUGCAGCGAUGGCUGUUUGAAAGUGCUCUAUAAAUACUGUUGACUUGACUUGACUUAAUUCUAUAACAACAUUGCCUUUGAGCAAACAAUAAAAUCAAUGUGCCAAUUUUUUUUAAAAAGCACGAUUUUGCAGACAGUUGUGCAAAAUGUUCAUAUGGUGGCCAAGGGCAUAAAUUUAGUCAAUUCACAGGCAGGGUGAGUCAUUAUGAGGGGUAAAGCAUUUAUUCGUACAAUUACCGGUACAUUUUAAUCAUUGUUUCAGACUGGCGUCUGAGAUUUUCUCAUGCUGCUCUUGAGCUUAGGAAUGAACUUCUGUUAUCUGACUGAGAUAAAUACACUGUUCACACCUGUUCUCCACGUGUUGGAAAAAGGAAGCAGUCUAUCAGACGGCUUUUUUUUUUCUUAUGAUUGACAUAAUAGUGAGGAAAUACAUUCAUUAUAAGCUAUCCAUACUGAACAAUGGCUGUUUUUAGACGUGUUGCAAAGAAGCAGUGACAGCUCCGACGAAAGUUGAAGUGAAAGUCGAAACUGUCAACUCGGUCAGAGUUUUUCUCUUCACAAAAGAAAAAGACCAUUAUCGGAGGAAAAAAAAGAAACCGUAAACCUAUUUCAACGAAAAAGAAGACAAGAUGAACGCCAUGCCCCUAAAAUUCUGUGUUGGGACUACUACUUCCUUUUGUCAUCAUUGAUUUAAAAAUACAGUACAAUAUAUUUUCUAUGAAGUAUGAUCACAAUAUUUCAGGAUUUAUUCCAUGGUCCUUAUAAUUGCCGACACCGUAUGCAUAUACAUAAUGCCAUUCUUGCAGUUGACAAGCUCCCUUUCUUUGCCUUAAUAUGACUACAAUUUCCUGUUUUUAUGACAAAUGUAUGAGAACGGUGAUCAAUUUUCUCCAAUGAGUGUAGAUGUUGCUAAAUGCUGUCAGUAAGUGCUCUUAUUCCACACUGUACAAUCAUUGAAUAUGCAUGUUUAACAGAAAUGAUACAUUCUUGACAUUGUAAUAAACAAGUGUAUGUAUAAUGAUGUAUUAUUAUUACUGUUAAUUGUUUAGGGAAAAAAGUGUUAGUUUAGCUCACUUUUGUGCUGGUUCGGUGUCCGAGAUAUAUUUUGUAUAAAAUGGUGGCAAGUGCACUUUUUAAAUGAAUUAAGCGUUUGUUUCUUGUUAUACCA